AAGGACCACAAGUAAAAUGCUUGACUGACUCUGCUUCUUCCCGGAGUUCUAAUCUACCUUGCCCAAGGCAACUCAUCCACUUAUUUGCUUCCAUAUCCCAGUUCCAUAGUUCGUUACAGCAAUGGAUCCCACCAUUCCCAUACACACAGUCAUCUGCCUUGUUUGUUGGUCAUUUUCCCUAUUGCCAUUAUGUGCAUCAUCCAGCAGACACCUUCUUCCCGGCAAGCCACUUUCUGCUGGUAGCACCAUCACCUCCAACGAUGGCACUUUUGCCCUGGGAUUCUUCUCCCCCUCCAGCUCUGGCACAAAACAGUACUACAUCGGCAUAUGGUACAAGAACAUACCCGAAGACAACGUUGUGUGGGUUGCCAACCGUGCUAUGCCGGUCACUGAUCCUUCUUCUGCAACACUUGCCUUCACAAACGGAUCUGAUCUCGCCUUGUCAGACACCAACGGCCAGCUUCUAUGGACGACAAACAUCAGCGCUGCAGGAAAUUCAUCAUCAGAGGCAACUGCUGGAAAAGCCACACUUUAUAACAAUGGGAAUUUUAUCCUUCGGUCACAGGGCAUCAUCUUAUGGCAAAGCUUCGAUUACCCGACCGACACUCUCCUUCCAGGUAUGAACUUCAGGAUCACCCACAAGACGCAUGCACUACAACAGCUCAUCUCUUGGAGAAACCCCCAAGACCCAUCCCCAGGCAACUUCACAUAUGGUGCACACCCUGAUGAGUUUCUGCAGCGUUUUGUAUGGAAUGGCUCAACACCAUACAGGCGAAGUCCAGUAUGGAAUAACUUUUUGGUAGUCGGGCAGUAUAUCGGGAGUAUAAAGUCCACAAUUUACUUUACACUGCAAACUGUUGAUGAUGAGGUCUACAUUUCCUUUGGAGUACCAGCACCAAGUGUCUCCUCAUUAGUGCUAGUGAAGAUGGACUGCUCCGGCAAGAUGAAGAUACGAACCUGGAAUAGCAACGUGUCCAAAUGGACUGACCUGCAGUCAGAACCUAACCAGGAAUGCAACAAAUAUGGUUACUGUGGUCCAUUUGGUUACUGUGACAACACACAGCCUAUUGUGACAUGCAAGUGUCUUGAUGGCUUUGAGCCAAACAACAAACAGGACUGGACGGCCCGCAGGUUUUCACAGGGAUGCCACCGGAUGGAAGCACUACGAUGUGGUCAAGGGGAUGGCUUCUUAAAUAUGUCAAGCAUGAAGGUUCCCGAUCAGUUUGUGCAUGUCAAGAAUAGAAGCUUAGAUGACUGCAUAGCAGAUUGCACCAGCAACUGCUCCUGCACGGCGUAUGCUUAUGCCAAUAUGAGCACCAAGGUUAUCAAUGGGGAUGAAACUAGGUGCCUAUUAUGGAUUGGAGAUUUGAUUGACACAGAGAAGCUCAUGGGAGAAGGGGAAAACCUCUACAUCCGGGUUAAUGGAUUCAGUGAUAAAAAGCGGAAGAGCAUUGUUUUAAAAAUUACACUGCCAGUCGUGUCAAGUUUGCUCAUAGUCAUAUGUGUGUGGCUUGUUUGGAUCUGCAACUUGGGAGGCAAACAAAAAAACAAGAAAAAUUUGAAGAAGGUGAUGUCAGGAACUUCGAGCACUUCUGUUGAACUUCACGAUGGAAACUUAAAGUAUCCUUUUAUAAGCUUCAAAGAAAUUGUACUUGCAACAAACAAUUUCUCUAACUCCAACAUGCUUGGACAUGGAGGUUUUGGCAAUGUUUACAAGGGGACAUUAGAAGAUGGUACAAAAAUUGCUGUGAAAAGGCUUAGUAAGGGUUCUGGCCAGGGGGUAAUGGAGUUCAGAAAUGAAGUAAUACUCAUUGCGAAGUUGCAGCACCAAAACUUGGUUAGACUUCUAGGUUUCUGCAUCCAUGGAGAUGAGAAACUAUUGAUAUAUGAAUAUUUACCUAACAAGAGUCUAGACGCCAUGCUUUUCGAUGCCACAAGAAAAUCAAUGCUUGAUUGGCCGAUGAGAUUCGAGAUAAUCAAAGGGGUAGCUAGAGGACUUCUUUAUCUUCAUCAAGAUUCAAGGCUGAAGAUAAUUCACAGGGAUCUCAAAGCAAGCAACAUAUUAUUAGAUGCCGAAAUGAGCCCUAAGAUAUCUGAUUUUGGUAUGGCAAGGAUAUUUGGUGGCAAUCAGCAGCAAGAAAAUACCAACCGUGUCGUUGGCACAUACGGUUACAUGUCCCCUGAAUAUGUUUUGAAAGGAGUGUUUUCUGUCAAGUCUGAUGUAUAUAGCUUUGGAGUUUUACUACUGGAGAUUGUGAGUGGCUCAAAGAUCAGCUCUGUGCACCUAAAAGCAGACUUCAGCAGCAUUAUAGCCUAUGCAUGGAGCUUAUGGAAGGAUGGGAACACACAGGAUUUUGUUGACUCGUCAAUUGUGGGGAGCUGCUCACUUAAUGAAACUUCACGGUGCAUCCAUAUCGGACUCUUAUGUGUUCAAGGCAGACCAAAUGCGCGGCCACUAGUGUCAUCAAUCGUGUCCUUCCUGGAAAAUGGAGAUAUAUCCCUUCCAACUCCAAAAGAGCCCAUGUAUUUUGCAGAAGAUAACUAUGGUACUGAUGGAGCAGCAGAAAAUACUGCAAAGUCUGCAAAUAACAUGAGCAUUACAGUACUGGAGGGACGCUAGCACCUAGCAGUCCAAUUUCUGCAUAUUUUUAGGCACUUUUUACAACUGUAUACCGGAUAAGAAACUGGUAUUUGUAUUGAAGAACAAGAAGCUUUGUUUUAAUAUAGAUAAUGUAUUUCAACUCCAGUAGCUCCCACGGCAAAAUGGGAGAGGUCGAAAUGUUCUUAUUAAAGACCCUUCUCACCAAGAAUUUUGUAUGCACAA
Messenger RNA from Triticum aestivum (bread wheat), 2824 nucleotides. Its product is annotated as G-type lectin S-receptor-like serine/threonine-protein kinase B120. The record is from RefSeq and is a predicted model, not a curated record. Gene Ontology annotation, molecular function: protein serine/threonine kinase activity; ATP binding. Gene Ontology annotation, cellular component: plasma membrane. Bases 122 to 2620 code for a protein of 832 amino acids. The transcript is spliced from 7 exons. Lineage: Eukaryota; Viridiplantae; Streptophyta; Magnoliopsida; Poales; Poaceae. Gene Ontology annotation, biological process: recognition of pollen; protein phosphorylation.